AUGUCACAUUACGAACGAGACAGCCCUCGCGAGAGGGAACUGCAGCUGAGACAUCAGCACUCAGCAUCAUCUUCUGACCAUAACAUGCGGGCUUUGGUACCAAUGUGGGAUAGCUCAGAUCCUGAUCGGGCGCCCCCGCCACUUCCUCUGAACCCGCAGUCUCCCGCCACCUCUCGUGUGGGAACCUCAAGUGCCAUCCAAUCUGCACAUGCGGCGCUGAACGAGCGUGCCCGCGAGGCUAAUGCUCUCGUCCCGGCCGUCACAAAACGUAUCGACCACUCCCCCGAGCGAGCGCUGGUCAAGGGCAACCAUAGCCAUCGGCGGAUGCAGUCUCUGCAGCCCGGAACUGUGCGAGACAUGAGUUUAAUGAUCGAAAGCAACUCGAACAGUCCGGCUACUUCGCCUACAAAGCUCGCAGAAAAGCUUCACAGAGAACAAGCAAGGUUUUCGACUCCGACACCCAGCCCAAAGAAGUCGGAUCUGGAAAGAGAGUUUGAUGCUAUAUCAAUCGACAAGGACUUCAUGAGCGGUAGUCCCGUCCCCGGACCUAGCCUUACACCGAUUGUACGCCCGGUAGUACGUCGUCCGCAAACACAGAGCAUCCUGGGAGAAAACACUCCACCUCAGUCAUCCACGAUGCUGGCGCUCCAGAACAUGGGUUCUCCCCCCCCAUUGAAGGAGGCCGAACCUCGCAUUUCCAACAUCACCAAUGGCGCAGUUCCUCCCGCCAAUGGCGCCCCGUCAUUCGAGCAGAUCUCAGAACAGAUGAUCAGUCUCACCAACAUCGCUACAUCCCUGCAGAAGGAGAUGGCCCAGCUGAGCAGGCGAAGCAGAGACAAUGCUACCGAUCUCCUCAGUCUCAAGGAAGCUACUAACAACAGAGACGAGGACAUCAGGAAGAGCCUCAAAGAUUUGCUGAGUGGAGUUAGCGAGACAUCUUCCAGACUGACCUCGAAUCAUUUUGGAGGCUUGUUCCUUGACAAUAAGCCCCAUGAUAAUUCGCCUGGUCGAUUCCAGCUUCCCCGGAUUCCAUCACCUAAAAGCUUUUCCGACUCCUUUGAAAGGGCCUCCAUUAGCACACCAUCACUGGCUGGUGGCGAGAGCACAACGUCUAUCGCUCUCUUGGAGAAGAUCAUUCGGGAAAUGGGCACAAAGGAAGGACAAGAUGCUCUGAUUAGUCGAUUAACGGAGGUUUCGCACCUUGUUAGCGGUAUGGCCACGGCUACCAAGGUAGAUGAGCUCCUUGAGCAAGUUCGUCAUCAGUCAGAGAGCGCCGUUAUUCACGACAAUCGAAGCGUCGCGAGCCGUGGCCGCAACCUCAGCAGCGGCGAAGAAAGCAACGUGAGUGCCGAUAAGUCUAGAAACCAUGGCAUCGUUUCCCAGCGACUUGACCAGAUCCUUCACAACGGUGAGGCACGUGCACCAGCUGGACGGGAACUUCUAAACGAAGAUUUGAUCAAGAUUAUUCGAUCUGUCAAAGAUAGCGUUGCCCAAGGUGGCGGCCUCACAGCCGAGGUCAAGGCCCUUGUACGGGAAUUGCGAGGCGAGGUUUUGGGUAUGGGUCGUGAGAUCGGCAAGCGCCUUGAGCAGGUCAGCCAAAAGGGAAUCGAGGACACGGAGCCCCCAAGCAAGGACGAGGUCUCUCGUGUCAUCGACGAAGGUCUGGAGCAGAUGAAGGACCAACUCAAUCAUGUUUUGCGUGAGCACCGCCGUCAAUCUGCUCAGUCCGCCGCAACAGCCAAGACUCUAGUUGACUACAACGAGAUUUAUAACGCCAUGCGAACCGCUCUCAAGGACAACGAGGCCUCGCGCCACGACAUUCCCGAUCUUAGCAGAGAUGACGUGAUUGAUGCAGUAAGAGAUGCUUGGGAGACUUAUAAGCCAGAGAUUGAAAUUCAGCAAAUCGGUCUUGAACGCGACGAAGUUCUUGCCUGUCUUCAAGAAGGACUCCGGGAGUAUGCGCCUCGAGAUGAACGACCUGUAGGCGCUACUCGGGAAGAGGUUUCUAGGGCAGUCGUAGAAGGCCUCAAGCACUUUGUUCCCCCCCAAAUGGACACGCCUGCUAGCUUGUCUCGCGAUGAGAUAAUCGAAGCUGUCCGAGACUGCCUGGAAGAGUUUGAAUUCCCAAUUGCCCCAUCAGCCGUGGGCAAUGACCUCAGCCGGGAGGAUAUGGUCUAUGCUGUUAGGGAAGGGCUUAGUGACUUUGAUCUGCCGAAGGUUGGGGCCGUGGUUCCUCAUUCCAACAACAAUGAACUUCUUUCGAGGCUCGAAGACAUGAUCGGAUACAUCAAGUUGGAGUUCAAGGCUGUUUCCCAAGAAGCCAAGGACAACGUUGCUGCCAAUGGUCGUGAUACAGAGCAGGUUCUUGAUGCAACCAAAGACGGCCUCGAGAACUUGAGAAUCGCCAUUGAGAGUUACGUCGAUCGUGUGGCAGGCCAUGAUGAUCACGAUGAUCUUAAGCAUGAAAUUCUCAACUCCAUGGAGACGUUUAAGGAGGACAUUGCCGUUCUCGUGUCUCAAUCCAUGGAAGCAUCAAGCCGAGUAACGGACCAAGAAGACGACCUAAAACAGGAACUGCUUAGAUCUAUGGGCACGUUCAAGGAGGACAUCGCAGUUCUUGUAUCACAGUCCGCGCAGGAUGCUCCUCGGGAGCUACCUGGCCAGGAUGAAUUCAACCAGGAGCUGAUGAGAUCCAUGGACUCCUUCAAGGAAGAACUCUCUACGUUCAUGACCCGAUCAUCUGAGUCGUCUCGGGAACAGCUGCAAACAGAGCUUGAGGGACUUCGUGAGAUUGUAAACUCCUCCAUGGUCCCUGCUACACCGCAGCAGGGAAAUAAUAAGGAGGUUCUUGAGGCUCUGCAUACCGCCGUUAAUAGUAUCCGACAAGAGAUUUUACGCCCCCGAAAUGAAACGACCGAAAUUAUCGAUGCCCUCAAUGAAGGAUUGAACGACAUCCGCGCCGGCAUUGACAGGAUGAGCAACAAACCUACGGACUUGACGGCUAACGACGAAAUUUUGGAAGCACUCAAGUCGGGACUGGACUCUGUCAGAUCCGACAUCGAUAGCAUUCGAGAAAGCAGUAACGACAGGGCGGUUGCAGCCGUGGGAAGACCUACUGAUAUCGACGAGCAAGCCAUCGUCCCUGUAGACAUGGUUAAGCAGGACGAUAUCAAAAACCUUGAGGUUCUUAUCACCCAACUCCGAAUCAAGGUUGAAGCUAUGGAACCCGAGCCCGCAAGUGAUCACAAGGAGGACUUCUUCCGCCUCGAAGAAAUGCUUGGAAAUAUGCAGAGGCAGGUUGAAGAGCUUGGAUCUCGCGAGAUGCCUGUACCUGUACCUGUACCUGUCCCUGCGCCUGCGCCUGCUCCCGCACCUGCCGCUGCGGCUGAGGCAUCGGUGCCCCGAUCUGUCGAUGCCGAGGCUCCUGUCGCACCACUAAGUGGUGAUAUUGCUUCCAAGGAGGAUGUUGAAGCCAUCGAGACCAUCUUGCGCAACACCAAGGCUCGUUUAGAUGACUUGAUUGAUGGCGACCAGGCUAUCCGGAAGGAGCACUUGGAUGCCAUCGAGACCCUGACCCUGGAAACUCGUGAAAGCAUGCGACUAAUGGGCGCUGACAUGGACGCCAUCCCUCGCAAAGAAGAUCUCUCCAACAUGGAAACUCUCGUUACUGAGGUCAGGCUUGGCUUUGAGGAGCUUAGAGAGAAGAUCAUCAAGGACGAGGAAGAUCAAAAGGAAGAUCCCGAGAAGGUCACAAAGACCGAUAUCGAGGCUGUCGAGACUGUUGUCCUUGAGAUGAAGAAUAUGCUUGAUGGAGAAUUACCGAAGAAGGAAGAUUUUGUCGACUUCACUAAAAAGGAGGAUCUUGUUGAGUUUGCCAAGAAGGAUGAUCUCGCGGAUAUCACCAAAAAGGAAGAUCUUUCUGAACUGACUAAGAAGGAAGAUGUUGCAGACCUGGCGAAGAAAGAAGAUCUUGCCGAUCUCGCGAAGACAGAGCAUCUUGUAGACCUCGCGAAGAAAGACGAUCUUGCUGAUUUCGCACGGAAGGAAGACCUGGCCGAUAUUUCGAAGAAAGAAGAUUUGACGAAUCUUGAGAUCAUGCUCAGUGAAGCCAAGGAGAAACUUGAUACCCACAAUGAUUCUACGAAGGAAGCUCUGGAAAAGCGGCAAGAGGAGAUCAAUGGCGUAAGCGAGAAAGUUGCCGAAGUCAAGGUCUUCCUCGAGGAAUUCCAGGAGGUUCUCAAGACAAAGCUCGACGACGAAGCUACCGGUGUCGAGGCUCUCGGCAAACUUCUUGAGGGAAUGGGCGAGAAGGUCGACAAGUCUGAGAACGUCCCCACCGACCUGAAAGAGAUGUUUGAUACUAUGAAGGCUGAAUUCGAGGACUCUAAAACUAUCUUUGCUGGAGCCAAGCUGGAGUCUGACGAGAAGCUCCAAGAAGCACGAGACAGUCUUGGUGUCAAGAUAGACGAGAAGAUGGGAGAAUUGAUCGCCAAGUACGAUGAAUUUCAAACCGUGCUGGAUGAAAGAAACAAGACCGCCGAAGCUCGAGACAUCGUUACCGAAGCUGCAGUCGUGGAUACUAAGGCAGUCGCUGAAGAGCUCAAGCUUCUGAUUGACACCCUUGGUGCUUCUGUAACCGAAUCGGUGGAUAAGAUGGAAGAGGCGUCUCAGACCGUUUUCGGUAAAGUCGAGGAGCUCGUUACCCGAAAUGAAGAGAACCAUACAGAGGAUAAGUCCGAGCACCAGCAGACUCGAGACCAACUUCAGCAAGCUGUCACAGUAGUCGAAGGUAUACAGAAUGACUUCAAGGAGACUCAGCCAAAGGUCAUGGAAUCUAUUCAAGCUCUUCUUGAGUUGGUUCACCAGCACUUUGAGCACUCCAAGGCAUCUACAACCGGUAUUGAAGACAAGAUCAUCGAAGCCAAGUCAGACAUGUUGCUUUUGCCACCUCCUGAAAAGUUUGAUGAUACCCAAAUUCAACAGAAGCUUGACAGCCUGGUUGAGUUGAAGUAUGAUGAUAGCGGCCUUCGACACAUGAUCGAAAAACUCUCCGAACUGAAGUACGACGAUACAGAACUCCGACAGAAGCUAGAAGAGUUGAAGUAUGAUGACAGUGGACUUCGAGAGAGGCUUGAAGAACUCAAGUUCGACGAUACUGGACUCAAGGAGAAGAUCGAGGAGAUCAAGUACGAUGAUACUGGCCUCCGAGAGAAGCUCGAAGAGUUGAAGUAUGAUGACAGUGGACUCCGAGAGAAACUUGAAGAACUCAAAUACGACGAUACUGGUCUCAAGGAAAAGCUUGAAGAACUUAAGUACGACGAUACUGGCCUUAAGGAGAGGCUCGAAGAGAUCAAGUACGACGACACUGGCCUUCGAGAGAAGCUUGAAGAGUUGAAGUAUGAUGAUACUGGACUUCGAGAGAAACUUGAAGAACUUAAGUAUGAUGAUGCUGGGCUCCGAGAGAUGCUCGAAGCUCUCAAGUAUGACGACACUGGACUCCGCGAAAAGCUGGAAGAGCUGCAACAGCUCAAGUAUGACGAUAGUGAAGUUCGUGAGAAGCUCGACAAGCUGGCGGAUGUCAAGUACGAUGAUACUGAGAUUCACGAGAAGCUUGAUACCUUGGUGUUGAUGAGGUACGACGACACCGAGGUCCGCGAGAAGCUCGACAAGCUGUCCGAGGAGAAGUACGACGACAAAGUCGUGCACGAGAAACUCGACAAGCUCGUCGAUUACAGCAACUCAACUGAGCAGGCCUUCGUUCAGCUGCAGACUCUAGACAAGGUCCAUCAAUCUGUUGUGAAGACAGCUGCGGAUAUCUCCAACUUCUUGUCAUCACAAACUCAACGCAUCGCCGAUGAUCACGAAGAAAAGGAGAAGACGCUUCAGGACUUGAUAACUUCGGUUGCGCGAAGGCGGGCGGAGAAGGAUCACCUGGAUGCAGCCAUCGCAAGCCUCAGAGAUGAAGAGGAGCGACUCCACGGCAGCAUCAUGAGCUUGAGAACUGAACAGGAGAGUUUGAUUCGCCAGAAAACCCGCCUCACCGGAGAUGUCUCCUCACUGGAGACGGCAAUGCGCCUCCGCAAGGAAGAUCUCUCUGAGAUGGAGUCGCGGGCAGAGAAGUUGGAGCGCCGCAUUCUCGAGGGAGUGAUGGACCACUCUCGUGUUUUGAUCAUGUCUAAAGCUACCAAGAGCGGUGGCGAUUCUAUGAACCGCAAGCGGGUUAAGAAGACCGCUGUUGUUGCUGAAGACUCGACGACGCCAAAAGCUUCACCUAGACCUGUGAUGAACAUGGCUCUUUCUGGCAAGCGUAACCUGGCCCCUCCCGGACAAGGUGGUGUUGCGAGAAGAAUCGCUUCACUUGGCCAGAUCACCAACAAUGUGGCGUCUGGUGGGGUGAAGAGAAGCCAGAGUGUCAGGACUCCAGCCGGUAGUAAAGCAUAUCGGAAACGGAGCUGGGGUGGUGAUAUCGGCCUCGGCGACACAGACAAGGAGAACAUGAGUGUCAGGGAGACGGUUGAGGAAGUUGAUGAGAAUGAGUCCCCUGUUGUUAUUGAUGAUAGGGUGGACGAGAAUGGAGAUGAUAUAUUGGGCGACGAUCAGAGUGACGCAGGCACACUCCGUCGCAGUAGUCGAGGGCAGCACGCCGAGUCGGAGGCUGGUGACCCGGCGAACGAAUGGACAGAAAGUUCAGUUGCCGGGACGGGGACCAGCGCUGAAGAGAGCGAGAUGGUAGCAUAA
This is a messenger RNA of Clonostachys rhizophaga, 6738 nucleotides long. The record is from the annotation of a GenBank genome assembly. NCBI's taxonomy places the organism in Eukaryota, Fungi, Ascomycota, Sordariomycetes, Hypocreales, Bionectriaceae.